GUUAAUCGAUUCCCAUCCCGCCGAUGCGGAGCCGUGAUAAGUCGGUGCACCAUCCUAGCAAGACCAUCCUUCGUACACUGCCUCUGCGAAGUGCAGAUAUCUAGCACACAGCAGCUAGUGUACGAGCUCAAUGUAGAGGCCCGCUGGAAGAGCUCCACAUAGGAGGAUUUCAAUCGGCAACGCAUGAAACGAUGACUAUUUUUAUAUCCAGACAUAUUUAAACGUCCUGACGUGAAUAAUUGCAAGAAUGAAGAUGGUCUCGAUCAACCAACUCUCUGUCAUUCUUUUCAGAGCCACUCGUUUUCGCCAUGAAGCCGGUCGCCCUCAACGCGGCGGCACUAGCAGCUCUGCUGUCGGUUUCUGCCCCAGCGUCUGCCACACUUUCGAGCCGCAACAAUGGAACAUCUUGCGGCGGCUCGAAACCUACCAAUGGCACCACAACAGCAGUCCCUACGCCUACGGCGAGUGACCCCUGCGUGGUAGCGAGAGAAACAUACCUUUCACAGCUCUCAUCUUCGUUGGAUACGAUGCCGACAAUGGAUGCGUCUACAGCCCGUCAAUGCUUGACGUCGGUUCGUGUCCAUAAGGAACCCGCCAUUCGUUUGCUAGACGAGAUGAAGCCCUUUCUUGAGUGGCAGUCCGACCAGGUUUAUUUGAAGGACCCUCCAGCGGACUACCCUUACCCCCCAGUUGACAUAUUUGCCGAGUUGGAAACAAUCCGUUCGAACCUGGAGGCGGACAAGUACAGCAGCGAGGUAGAAUGGCAAGAGGAUUUAUACUGGGCCAUUGCGGGAAAGCCGCACAACGGCCACUUGGCCAUCCACCCGGAUCUGUUGACCGUGCCUUUCGAAUGGGUUCGUCCUUGGUCGCUCGUGUCAGUUAGCGAGGACGGCGCUUCACUCCCUGUGAUCAAGGUGUUGCAGGACGUGCUAUCGCCUAGUGAGAAGUCAUCGCACGUUGUAGAGAUCAACGGAGUUGAUGCUGCUACGUUCAUCGAGGGACGCGUAACCCAGUCGUCGAACUCACAAGAUCCUGAUGCGGGAUACAAUGCUAUGUUCUUCAGCCAAGCUAACAGAGCUCAGUUAAAGUCUGUUGGUUAUUUUGAGGGUGGGGGUCGUGAAAGGUUCUUCUAUCCCGGGAAUGCGACUAGUUUGACUUUCGCAAACGGAACUACGGUUCAGAAACCCAACAUUGCCAGAUUCCACUACGGUCCUUACGACUGGGAAAAUGUUAAGGAUGCUGAAACCAUGCACAAGGAGUUUUGCCGCGGAGCAUACACCACCGCAUCAUCCGGCCGGUCUGCUCGUGAUACAAACUCACAUCAACUCAGCGCUGCACCGAGUAGCAUCUAUAACUACCCCCAACCCGCAGCUUCGCUCUCUCGCCGACAAGAAGGCGAGACAAAUCCCAUCGACGGCUAUCCGGAGCCUAUCGUCAUUGACUCCUAUCAGGCGGUAUCCGGUUAUUUCAUUGACGAGCCUGGUUUCGAAGAUGUCGCGGUUCUUGCCAUACUCUCUUUCGACUCCUCGUUUAAUGAAUUUCAAACCGCUGUCCAGGACUUCUUCGCCGUAGCCGUCGAAGCAGGCAAGACCAAACUCGUCAUUGAUCUCCAAGCAAAUGGCGGCGGCCUAAUCCUUCAAGGCUACGACACCUUCCGCCAGAUCUUCCCGGACAUUAUCCAGGAUGGUCCCAGUAGGUGGCGAGCGACGUCGACCUUCAAUGCUAUAUCUCAGGUAUUCUCACCCUUGUGCGCGAAUUACACACCCACGGUAGACUAUCAAGACCUAGAUAGAGCCUGCAACACCGUGCACAACUGGCGCAACGAUCUCAACGAUACGAACGGCCGCUUCACCUCGUAUUCCGAUAAGUUCGGCCCUUUCGCGGUGAACGACGACGAGUAUACCAAUUACAUGGAAUGGGACCCCGCGAAUCCCACCUUGGUACGCCAAAACUUUGAAACCGAUGUCACGGGCUAUGGGACUCGCAAGAAUUUCACGCGACCAUUCGGCGGUCCAGAGAACAUCGUGUUACUGUACGACGGGUAUUGCGCUUCGACAUGCAGCAUCUUCUCGCAGUUCAUGAAGCACGGCGCUGGCGUCAAGAGCAUCGCCAUGGGCGGUAGGCCGCGCGAGGGGCUGACCCAAGGUGUGGGCGGCGUGAAAGGACCCCAAGUCUACCCUACGAGGCAGAUGAAAAACCUCGCCGAUUUAGCACUCGAAUACACUGAAGAUGAAGCUCUAAUCAAAGAGCUGCAGCGCCUUGACGACACAUACGUCAGCGGCCGAAGCCCAUACCAGCUCCCUGUCGUCAACGUUCGGGACGCGGUUCUACCUAGUGAGAUUGAGAGCGGUGUCCCUACGCAGUUCAUUACCGAACUUGCUGAUUGCCGGCUGUACUGGACAGAGGCCAUGAUACAGAGUCCAGGGGAGAUCUGGAAGGCCGCGGCUCAAGCGGCUUUCAAGGGGGGGAAGUGCGCGGCAGGAGGCAUUGCGCAGCCGGUGAAGCGACCUCAGUAUUCUGCGUCGAGAUUGCGCGGGUACAAGAAACAUCCACGACCAGCCAGUGGCGGACGCGUCCGUCCGUCCGACGCGAUUAUCAUGCAGCAGAUGCGCGUCAAAGUGUCCGAUUAGACUUCGUAUAUAAGCUAGAUGUGUUCCAUAGCAGUCAAUUCAUUCUUUUAGAUGGCUUGUAUAACACGCGA
Molecule: messenger RNA, 2701 nt
Organism: Xylaria bambusicola
Lineage: Eukaryota; Fungi; Ascomycota; Sordariomycetes; Xylariales; Xylariaceae
Exons: 2
Coding region: 309-2630 (773 amino acids)
Biological process (GO): proteolysis
Molecular function (GO): serine-type peptidase activity
Source: RefSeq, a predicted model, not a curated record